Molecule: messenger RNA, 1069 nt
Organism: Ctenocephalides felis (cat flea)
Lineage: Eukaryota; Metazoa; Arthropoda; Insecta; Siphonaptera; Pulicidae
Product: adenylyl cyclase-associated protein 1-like
Exons: 9
Coding region: 1-1035 (344 amino acids)
Biological process (GO): cell morphogenesis; regulation of adenylate cyclase activity; cytoskeleton organization
Cellular component (GO): cytoplasm
Molecular function (GO): actin binding; adenylate cyclase binding
Source: RefSeq, a predicted model, not a curated record
AUGUCAGACGAAAUAAUUAUGUCUGUGACAAUCAGGCAAUUAAAAUCGAGCCACCGCGAAUGUUUAGAAGAAGGCAUUAAACUAGAUGUUGAGGAUGAAUUUGGCGUUCUUGAUGCUAUUGUUAAAUCUGAAUCUGAAGAUGAUGAAACGUGUUUAGAAAGAUUCAUGAUUCCGAAAAUCACAUCAUUUGAAAGAGCAUAUGGUGAUCACAUGUCCACUAAUAGCAAAGAAAGCCCUUUUGAAUGCGAAAUCUGUCAUAAGACUUUCAAACUAAAAAGGGAAAGAAAGGCGCAGCUGGUCCUCUCCCUCCACCACCACCACCACCCGCAGAUGUUUUCUCCACUCCCUGACAUUGACGAUGGCAAAGAUCGUAGUGCUUUGUUUGCUGAAAUAAAUCAAGGAGAAGGCAUAACUAGAUCAUUGAAGAAAGUCACCUCUGAUAUGCAAACACACAAAAAUCCGACACUACGCCAAGGCCCUACUCCAUUCGUUAAAGCUAAUAUGUCAGAAAAACCAUCAAUUACUAAAGUUGCCAUUAAAGAAAGUGAACCGGUAUUCAAAAGGGACGGCAAGAAAUGGAUUAUUGAACACCAAAAAAAUAACUCUACACUCAAAGUUCAAGAUGUCGAAAUGAACAAUGUUGUGUAUAUGUUCAAAUGUGAAAACUCUACGCUGGUAGUUAAUGGAAAACUGAACUCGAUUGUGAUGGAUUCUUGCAAGAAGUGCUCCCUGGUCUUUGAUAGUGUUGUAUCAAGUUGCGAAUUUGUUAAUUGCCAAAGUGUAAAGAUGCAGGUUCUAGGAACAGUUCCGACAAUAUCUAUUGACAAAACUGAUGGUUGCCAAAUGUUCCUGGGAUCUCAAUCUGCAGACACUGUGCAGAUUGUCAGUGCAAAAUCCAGUGAGAUGAAUGUUGUUCUUCUAGAUCAUGUUUCAGAUCGAGAUGGAGACAUGGUUGAGCUUCCAAUUCCUGAACAAUUCAUUACGCUGAUAUCCGGAAAAACUUUAAAAACAACGCCAAUCGAAAAUCGCGGUUAACUAUCGUAAAAAUAACUAUUUAUAUAUGAUUCGC